Molecule: messenger RNA, 1463 nt
Organism: Coccinella septempunctata (seven-spotted ladybird)
Lineage: Eukaryota; Metazoa; Arthropoda; Insecta; Coleoptera; Coccinellidae
Product: leucine-rich repeat-containing protein 27-like
Exons: 5
Coding region: 131-1408 (425 amino acids)
Molecular function (GO): protein binding
Source: RefSeq, a predicted model, not a curated record
AUAGCAAACAAAUCAUACUUCCUGCCAGACAGAGGCACAUAUGACAUUAAAGGCACGAAAAUAUCAAACCAUAAUCAAAAUUUCUCAUAAAAAUCUGCCAGCAAAAUAUCAAUGUUCCCAGUGAAAAACCAUGACUGAAUACGAUAUCAUCGCCGAUCAUUCUAAGCAGGAAUUGACUGAAAUCCCGAAAAAUGUCCUCGGUAUGUUCAAUUUGAAGAUGCUUUAUCUUCAGGGCAAUUCCAUAGAAUACCUCCCAGACGAUUUCUUCACCGUUUUGAGCAAACUGAACUGGCUGGACCUGAGGAACAACAAGUUGAGGUUUAUACCGAAGAGUAUCGCGCAUCACGAGCACCUCGAGAAUUUGCUGGUAUCCAACAACUACCUGGAAAAACUACCAAACGAACUCGGUUUGGCGCCAAAACUGAAAGUUCUUCACAUCUCCAUGAACCCUUUGAUCUACCCAAGCCGAUCCAUCGUCAAUGAGGGAAUCCAGGCAAUCUGCGCGUAUCUAAGGGACCGCUAUUUGAUAGAGAAUUCCAAAGAAGGGGAGGCCGACACUAUUUCAAGACCUGACGCCGAUUGCUUGAAUACCAGGAGAUCUUCAGAUUCGUCUCUGUAUACAGACGCUAGUAAUGAAGAUCAAGAACUUGAAUCACAGGCGAUUAACUGUAGAGCUGUUAGCAAAAACACAAGAAAGCCUAAAAUCAGACGGAGGUUCCCAGAACGAACACCAAUUAUAACGAUAACGAGUCUUUCUAAGCCAGUCGAUGUAUCAUCGAGUGUAUCAAAUCUAGAAAUCGCAACCACUGUACAGUCCUCCCAAGAAAUCCCAGAUGACAAGCAUAUAGUACAUGAAAUAACCAGAGGUCCAUCCCAGAUCAGCCUGAAAUCUUAUUAUAAGAAGAACAGUGAUAAAGAAAAGAAAGAAAACGCACAGUACACAAUUUCGGACGCUCAACUCAAACAGCAUUGGCUGGAGAAGCUGCAGAUGAUUUUGAGUGAACAAGAAAGGAUUCUACAACAAGAAAAAAAUCUGAUGUCGUUGAAGAAUUGGCGUGAGGAGAAGAGAUUAGAGAGUCCACGUAGAGUGAAUCUGGAAGAUCUCCCCAAGCCUCCAUACGACGUUCAAGAGGAAUACAUGGUGAUGGACUCCAGGGCUGAUCUGCUGAACCGGGAGCUAGAGAGAUUUAUCCAAAAGGGGACGAACACCCCUAGGGAAAUCAAUAUUCCCAAUUUGAUUGGAGAAUUGGUAAAUCAAUUGAAGGAGCUGGAAGUGCAGUGCGAAAAGGAACAAUCGCCAAGGACAGACAUUCAGGAAGCAGCUAAGCAGAUCAAAACGAUCAUAGGAUUGCAACAAAGAAUCCAAAACCUUCAAGAAGCGAACGAUAAAUCCGUUUCAAACCUUUGAAAACUCCUUGCAACUGUAUGUUUUUAUAUUAUUCACAAUAAAUUUCGUAUAUUUA